AUGACCACAUAUGGUUCCAAAAAGAUUAGUCUUCCCAAACCCAUGCGUCGUAACAUGAUUGCCAAAUUUGCGGAGUUCGAUGAAUAUCAGCUGGGAGAUUCACACUCGUUUGUCAAUUCCAGGCAGACCUACUUAACUAUGAAAUACCUUAUUCGAAUUCUGCACAUACACACGCCAACAUUCGCCGUGAUGUGUCUUCUGAGGAAGAAAUAUCCAUCUAGUGCCACGGAAUUCGUACGUCUCGGCCUAGAAGGAUCUUGGGAUCCAUCACUUGCCGGAACACGUAUGAAAUUUCCUUCUCCUGUCACAUGGGAGACGGAACUAUCCAAAAAUGGUAAUAAUGCAAGCACUUGGGAGUCUUUAAUAAGUAAGUUAUGA
This is a messenger RNA of Echinostoma caproni, 378 nucleotides long. Lineage: Eukaryota; Metazoa; Platyhelminthes; Trematoda; Plagiorchiida; Echinostomatidae. The record is from the annotation of a GenBank genome assembly.